CUUCUUCAAUCCACCCCUGAACCCUAUCCUACGCUAGCAUCAACUCCACCACCGCCGACCAUCCCUCUCCUCCCUCAGAUGCCCCCGGAAUGAGCCACCAUGACGACUCCUCCGCCGCGCCCGCCGCGCCAGACCGCGUAGCAGCAGCCCCUCCGACCUCCGACCUCCGCUACGCCCGCUACGAUGGAUCCCGCGAGGACGAAUACGUCGCGGCCAUGCGCCAGCUCAUCUCCAAGGACCUCUCCGAGCCCUACAGCAUCUACGUCUACCGCUAUUUCCUCUACCAGUGGGGCGACCUCUGCUUCAUGGCCAUGGACGACUCGCGGGCCGACGACCCCAUGGUCGGCGUCGUCGUGUCCAAGCUGGAGCCGCACCGCGGCGGGCCCCUGCGGGGGUACAUCGCCAUGCUGGCGGUGCGCGAGGAGUUCCGGGGCCGCGGCAUUGCGACCAAGUUGGUGCGCAUGGCGAUUGAUGCGAUGAUCGAGCGGGAUGCGGACGAGAUUGCUCUCGAAACCGAAAUCACCAACACGGCCGCCAUCAAGCUCUACGAACGACUCGGCUUCCUGCGCAGCAAGCAGCUGCAUCGCUACUACCUGAACGGCAACUCGGCCUAUCGAUUGGUGCUCUACCUGAAGGAGGGCGUGGGGUCGCUGAGGACGGAAUUCGAUGCGUACGGCCCUUCAGUGCCGGAAAUGAGCGGUGCAGUCCCUGCUCCGCCGCCGCCGGCGUUGUUGCAUGGAAACGGCAGUGGAUAGGCGUCCACUUCUUUUAGAUAUACGCAUUUAUGACAAUAGAUUGGAUGACUUGAUGACCAUAUUCGCCUCAGAAAUGAUACAACUGUGCAGUUUCUACUCUCUCUCUCUCUCUCUCUCUCUCUCUCUCUCUCUCUCUCUCUCUCUCUCUCUAUGUACAGGACAUGGCGGGGAGGGUCACGGCGGAGCUUUGAGCGGCGUUAUAAUAUACAGGUAUCUAGCGUAUAAAGGAACAGGGAAAACCAAAGGCUGAUGUACAAGAUUU
Aspergillus steynii IBT 23096 is the source of this 1017-nucleotide messenger RNA. Its product is annotated as peptide alpha-N-acetyltransferase MAK3. Gene Ontology annotation, molecular function: protein-N-terminal amino-acid acetyltransferase activity. Bases 90 to 755 code for a protein of 221 amino acids. The record is from RefSeq and is a predicted model, not a curated record. NCBI's taxonomy places the organism in Eukaryota, Fungi, Ascomycota, Eurotiomycetes, Eurotiales, Aspergillaceae. The transcript is spliced from 2 exons. Gene Ontology annotation, cellular component: NatC complex. Gene Ontology annotation, biological process: N-terminal peptidyl-methionine acetylation.